Messenger RNA from Carassius gibelio (silver crucian carp), 2224 nucleotides. It is a transcript of the gene dbnla, whose product is annotated as drebrin-like a. The record is from RefSeq and is a predicted model, not a curated record. Gene Ontology annotation, cellular component: postsynaptic membrane; dendrite; plasma membrane. Gene Ontology annotation, molecular function: actin filament binding. Gene Ontology annotation, biological process: neuron projection morphogenesis; postsynaptic actin cytoskeleton organization; regulation of actin filament polymerization. NCBI's taxonomy places the organism in Eukaryota, Metazoa, Chordata, Actinopteri, Cypriniformes, Cyprinidae. The transcript is spliced from 20 exons. The coding region runs from base 132 to 2090 and encodes 652 amino acids.
UGAACCAGAUUUCAUGGGACAGGUGCGUUUUCAAAACGGCAGAAGACGGUCCACUGACAGAGCAAGGCAGGAUUAAUAUUAUAACUCCAUUAAAAGUUCUUCACGAAUUUGUGCAAGUUCAAUGACCCACUAUGGCAGUAAACUUGAGUAAAAACGGACCCGCGCUCACAGACGCCUAUAAUGAAGUGGUGAACGGGAGAACGGCCACAAACUGGGUGCUGUUCACCUAUGAAGGAAACAGUAAUGACAUUCGGGUGGCAGGGAAGGGAGAUGGUGGGCUUGAAGAAAUGGUAGAGGAACUGAACAGCGGCAAAGUCAUGUAUGCCUUCUGUAAAGUGUUGGACCCCAGCUCUGGAGUUCCCAAGUUUGUGCUCAUCAACUGGACUGGCGAGGGAGUCAAGGACAUUAGAAAGGGUGUUUGCGCCAACCACGUUCAUUCAAUGGCAAAUUUUCUGAGGGGUGCCCAUGUGACCAUCAACGCUCGAUCAGAUGAUGAUGCUGAACCUGCAGCCAUCAUGGAGAAGGUGUCCAAGGGCUCAGGCGUCAACUACAACAUCCACAAAGAAUCAAGCCAGAACAAUAGUUGUGAACCUCUUGGACGUGUGGGUUCUGUCUAUAAAAAGGUCAGUGCUUUGGAUGAAAUCCAAAUUACAGACAGAGAAAGCUUCUGGGCUCAGGCUGAGCAAGAUGAAAAGAACCGCCGUCAGGAGGAGCGCAGGAAGGCAAAUGAGGAGAGGCAGCGUCUGGAGAAAGAACGGAGGGAUCAUGAUGCUCGAGAGGCAAACGAACGAGAGCGAAGACGGAGGGAGAGAGAGAAAGAAAUCGACCAACAGAGGCUGUUUGAAAAGAAACAAGAGGCACGAAAUGAAGACCAGGAGCAAAGAAAAGUGGAGAAAGAGCAGAAGGAAAACCAGUCUCCUGUCAAAGCAGGAAUAUUGCGAUCUGAGUCUGUGCAGAAGGCCAAUGUGUCCAAGGGCUCAGGCGUCAACUACAACAUCCACAAAGAAUCAAGCCAGAACAAUAGUUGUGAACCUCUCGGACGUGUGGGUUCUGUCUAUAAAAAGGUCAGUGCUUUGGAUGAAAUCCAAAUUACAGACAGAGAAAGCUUCUGGGCUCAGGCUGAGCAAGAUGAAAAGAACCGCCGUCAGGAGGAGCGCAGGAAGGCAAAUGAGGAGAGGCAGCGUCUGGAGAAAGAACGGAGGGAUCAUGAUGCUCGAGAGGCAAACGAACGAGAGCGAAGACGGAGGGAGAGAGAGAAAGAGAUCGACCAACAGAGGUUGUUUGAAAAGAAACAAGAGGCACGAAAUGAAGACCAGGAGCAAAGAAAAGUGGAGAAAGAGCAGAAGGAAAACCAGUCUCCUGUCAAAGCAGGAAUAUUGCGACCUGAGUCUGUGCAGAAGGCCAAUGAGGCCGCAUCAGUCAUCUCUCAGCGUUCAAUCAAUCCCAGAGAGCUGUUCAUGCAGAAGGAGAGAAGCUUGGCCAACAGUGCAACACCUUCUUCAGCCACCCGACCAGGUCAGUUGAGAAGCCCAUUUUUAUCCAAGCAAGCAGUCAGUGCAGACAUCCCUCCCAAUGAAAGCAGGUCUCAGCCUUUAUCUCCAGUUCGCCCUGUGGCAGCUGCUUCAGUUUCACAUAUACCAGCUCCAGUCUCUCCUGUGCACAAAACUCCGACUUUCCCAGUAAAAUAUGAAGACCCCUUCUCUGAAGAUCCAUUUGUGACUGAACAAGCCGAGGAUUCUGAAGAUGAAUGGGAUGAUUCAGAUGAGGAGGGAUCGAGCCCUGAUGCUGGGAAACAACAAAGUUAUGAUGUAAACAACAUCUACACCAACAUCCCCUCACAUGAAAAUCUCUACGAGAAUGUUAACCAGGAUUUCCAAAACCAUGCUGGUGAGGAAGCGGAGACGGGUGGAAACCAGAACAUCUGCGCAAGAGCACUUUAUGAUUACCAAGCUUCUGAUGACUCGGAGAUCACCUUUGACCCGGAUGAUAUAAUCACAGGGAUCGAGAUGAUAGAUGAAGGCUGGUGGAGAGGUUACAGUCCUGAUGGUCACUACGGAUUGUUUCCUGCUAAUUAUGUUGAGCUUCUUUAAGUGCAGUUCACCAAUCAGAUGCAUUAUCGUGUAACAAAAUGAUUGUGGUUUGUUAAUGUGCUUUAAUUAUGUUACUGGGCUUUUGAAAAAUCAGUUUUCUUACUUUAUCCAAAUAAAGUUCAACAAAAGUCUUA